AGGAGGAAGAAGAAAUGUUUUCCUGUAUUUCUAAUGUUUUGAAAUAGUAAAUUUUUACAGAAUGGUUCCUUUUUAUUACAAACUUGCAACUGUUGAGAGGAUAUUUGACCGCAUAAAGAUUUCACAUCAAGCAAUUUGUUCACUAAAUAACAGAAAUAAGUCGGUAAAGUAUUUGUUUUAUACUAUUACAUGUUUAAUCUAAACAGCAUGAUUGGACCAAAAGUCUUGAUAAUCAUCAUGUGGAUAAUGACAGGUGCAGUAAGCAACAAGUGGGAAAUUAAAAUGCCUCGACAUAUUGAUGCAAUAAGUGGUUUCUGUGUUCAAAUCCCCUGCAAGUUUGAUAUUCCAGAGUCAUAUACAAAGCACCUGAACCAAUCUGUUGGAGCAAUAUGGAGGAAAACCGAGGCAACCAUUGGACAAAUUGUGUUUAGUUCAAAAAGCAUGACAUCUGUCCUCAACGGCACAGUAACAGGCAACCUCUUAAGCAAAAAUUGCACAACUGUGUUUCAAAACUUUCCUGUUGGAUUCAAUGAUACGUAUUUCUUCAGACUUCAAGGCCCCGAACCCCUGAUGUACACAUUUACAGAAGGCGUGUACAUCAACACACAUGCAGGCUUACUCGCUCCUAAUCUGAGUCCUAAUACUGAUGUGCUGGAAGUUCAAGAGGGCAACAAUAUAACACUGACUUGCUCUAUUAUACUGUCAUGCCCCUCACAGCAUCCUACGAUGCACUGGAGCGUAAUACUGGGACAACUAAUACAUCCAACCAUACAGGUGGAUGAAUUUGGACAGUCAGUGUUGGUUUCCUCUCAGAUGUUCAAUGCAACAGCUUUAAAUGACCGACUUCGAGUGUCCUGCUCUCUUGUGUACCUCUGGCAGGGUGUCAGAACAUCGGUCGAGACCAGCAUUACUCUUAAAGUGUUGCAUGCCCCCCAAAACACCAUAGCCAUGGCAAGUCCAUCCGGUCCAGUGUAUGAAGGCAACAUAGUAACAAUGAGAUGCCAAAGUAAAGCCAACCCUCCUGUCCAGCGUUAUGAGUGGUUUAGAGAAAAAGAAGAUGGGACAUUAGUGUUAAAGGCACAUGUACCAAUUCUGACAAUGACUGUCAGCAGUAAUGUUCUGGGUCGGUAUGUUUGCAAGGCUUACAAUAUUUAUGGGAUCGACCAAUCGGCACCAGUUGCUGUGGAGCUAAAAAGUUGCCACUGUACCAUUGUACCUCACAUCAUGUGUGGAGUCCUCGCAUGUUUAUUAUUUUUCAUUACUGCAGUGGAUUGGGUCAAACACAAAAGCUUGUUGAAGAGAUUUAAGGUUGAAGAUAUGAGAGGAUCCAUGACAUAUACCACCCUCCAAAGGACCAAUGACACCUCCGUUUACAAUGAAAUACAGACAAGGCCCAGAGCAGCCGAGGAGGACUAUGAAAAUAAAAACUGGGUCAAACAGGAUCCGGAAACAAUGUGAUGGGGAAGAUUUAAAUUCCAAGCUUGUAUCAUGUUUCCAUUCACAUAUUUUUGUUGUGCAUCAUUCAUUUCCCAUAAAGCUGUACUUUUGCCAAA
This is a messenger RNA of Misgurnus anguillicaudatus (oriental weatherfish), 1553 nucleotides long. RefSeq names its product B-cell receptor CD22. NCBI's taxonomy places the organism in Eukaryota, Metazoa, Chordata, Actinopteri, Cypriniformes, Cobitidae. The record is from RefSeq and is a predicted model, not a curated record.